AUGCAAAGGGUUGUUGACAAUCUUUUGGCUGUUACCAAGGAGUCUGUGAAGACAUUCACUUAUGAAUCACUGAACAAUGUUGUGAGAUUAAUAAAUGGAGUUUCAGCAAUGUUAUUGGCUGUUUUGCCUGGGAAGGCUUCUAUUCUGGAAGGUAUUCAUGGUUGGGAGCUCAGACCAACUUUUCGUGGGCCGAGACUUCCACGUUGGAUGGAGAAUGGCGUAUCAUCUUUCAAUCAGUUCAUUCACGAGCUCUCUGUUGAUUCUGAUUCAUCCUCAAGCGUAGAUUAUUCAUCUGAUGGAGAAGAUAGUGGUAUUUAUCCCGGAUCUCCUUUAUCACAAAGUUCUCGUGUCUCGAGGGAAAGCAAUUUCAUCAAACUCAAAAGAACUUGGAUAUACUGGCUGAGAUGUAUACUGUCAUGGAUUCUGUUUCCUUUCAAAUUGCUUUUUGGAGCCCCAUAUUAUAUAUUUGCUUCGGCUUUCCAUAAGGCUUCUAAAGACCCUGCUAAGACAGGAAACUGUCGUUCGGUUGCACAUUCUCCUAGAAGGCUGCAAUCUCUCAAGGACCAUUUUGUUCAGCGAGCUACUGACCGUAGGCGUGGCAUCGUUGAGGAUCUCCACCUAGCAAUUGAGGUGUUCAUAGAAUCCACAUUUGAUGUAGUUCACAAGGCUGCCCACUGUCUUUUAGCGCCUAUAGACACCACCAGAAGAGUAUUUCGGUGGUUUUCUUCACAAACAAUUGCCCCUGGACAAGUUACUUCAGAGGGUUAUGUCAAGACUUCUGUUCUAGCAGAUGAUGAUCCAACUCCUGUUGAAAGAAAAACAAGCUUUCACAGUUCUCUCAAUACAGAUGCUCGGACAUGUAAAGAUGUAAUUACAGAACUUGGGUAUCCUUAUGAAGCUAUACGUGUCGUUACAUCUGAUGGUUAUGUACUUCUUCUAGAAAGGAUCCCAAGGAGAGAAUCACGGAAAGUUGUUUAUCUGCAGCAUGGAAUAUUAGACUCAUCUAUGGGUUGGGUAUCCAAUGGAGUUGUUGGUUCUCCAGCUUUUGCGGCCUUUGAUCAAGGUUAUGAUGUUUUCCUUGGGAACUUCCGUGGGUUAGUCUCAAGGGAACAUGUCGACAAAAAUAUCUCAUCCCGUCAAUACUGGAACUACUCGAUCAACGAGCACGGCACCAAGGACAUACCCGCGAUGAUCGACAAGAUACACGAGAUCAAAACCUCUGAGCUGGGCCCGGCCCAGCCCGGCCCCAACGGGCCGAACCCCCAGCCCUACAAGCUCUGCACCAUCUGCCACAGCCUCGGUGGGGCCGCUAUCCUCAUAUAUAACCCGAACUCAAAUGAUACAAAGUUCGAGUAG
Molecule: messenger RNA, 1356 nt
Organism: Striga hermonthica
Lineage: Eukaryota; Viridiplantae; Streptophyta; Magnoliopsida; Lamiales; Orobanchaceae
Source: the annotation of a GenBank genome assembly